AUGGGCAGACUGAUACGAAGAGUGGCCCGAGGCAAGCUCCUGGACCCAAUACCCCAGGAUGACUACAAGCAGCUGCAAACGUUAGUCUCCUCCAGACCCGACAAUGCGUACUUCAUUCGAGACAUGUGCACUCGAGGGGUGGUUUUGACCUUUACCACCGCCAAUUACGCCAGAUGCUUCAUCAUCCUUCACAUGCUCUUCAAUGACGGACCCAUCAACUUCAUCAAGCAGGUGGACAUUCAGAGAAAGACUGGAAUGCUCGAUCAUACGCCCCUGGAUCCCAAGAAUGAAGACAAACCGCUAGCAAUCUCCGAUAAAACCACAGCCCAGCUGUUUGUGCCGUACUUUGCAUACCUUCGAAUGCGUCUGAGUCUCCAGGAGAGGUUUGGAACCGAUUUUCUGAGGCAAAAACUCGACAAUAAGAGCAUCACGCUCGAUACUCUCAUGAAUAAAAAGUCACCAGACGCCCUGCCGCCUAAAUACGUUGAGAUGUUGUCCACUUUACUGGACAUGACCAACACGAUUCUCAAGAUCGCACCCUGUCCACAAGUGCUGUAUCCCGUCUUGUCACGUGACUUGUCUGUCCUCUUUUCGCUCCUCAGCGAUGGACUUGCCACCAUUUUGUCUGUCUUCACGUCGCUAUCCCUCCCAGAAGCUGCUCAUGGGCUUCUGAUAUACAAAAACUUUGUGGCUCUCAAUGUCACCUCUCAAACCUCGCGGUACCUCAAUAUGAGCGUUCCCCAGAUUGACGAGACGCUGACAAAGACAAUUGAGUCGUGGUUGAGGUCUGAGCAGCUCUCUAGAGCCGUACCCCUCCCCAAUUCCCCUCCAGAGUCUCUUGCAGAGUCCGUGAACGGAUCUCCCAAGUCCGCUAAAUCGACCCAGAUCAUCUCCAACAUCUCCCACCGACAGUUUCAGCGCAAUCCAGCUUCUGUAGGUCUCCAGGAACCAUCAAGUGUGUCUCUAUCACCACCCAAGUCGGUGUAUUCGGCGAGAUCCAGCUCCCUGCUUUCUCAUAGAAAGAAUAUCUCGUUUGAUUUCUCGGAAACAGUGGCCCAAAACGUGUCCAGAUUCAUAGAGCAGUCCGACAGUGAUGAGGAAGAAGCGCAGGCCUUCCCGAUAUUCAACGCCAAGCUGUCUGACCGAACUAUUACUGGGUACCUGACCCAGGAGUCUGACGAUACCAAUAGCAACGGAACAGACCAAGAUUCGAGCUCCGCAAGUUCUGCUACAACCACAACCGGAAGUCCAACGUUCGUCAUCACUUCAACACCUCCAAAGUCGCCCAGAGACUCCGACGAAUUGCUGGAGUGUUUUAAUGACCCUGAAUGCGAACCAUCCCCCAAGGUGUCGCUUCGCAAAAUGAGACCUCCCCAACUCAAUCUGACGAGAGAUGUAGACUACGACGAUAAUGUGGGCAUUGCCUUUUUAAAGUCUGCUUCCUCAGACUCUUCAGACUGGUCUGAGAUUUUCUCCCCGCUCGAAAAUGAUUCAAAGGUAUGUCUCUCCUUCACUCCCUCUACCGUUCCUUCUUCUCCACAUGCUUCCACUUCCUCCAUGGGCCUGGCCGUCGGAUACUCCGAUACAGGCACUUCUGCGGGAAGUACGUACUCACAGAGACGGUGGAAGCGGUUCUUUAGUCGCAACUAA
Yarrowia lipolytica CLIB122 is the source of this 1650-nucleotide messenger RNA. RefSeq lists its product as uncharacterized. Lineage: Eukaryota; Fungi; Ascomycota; Dipodascomycetes; Dipodascales. The record is from RefSeq and is a predicted model, not a curated record.